AUGGCGCCAGAAACCGCAACUGUUGACAGUGGCAACGAGCCAGUCGUUCCUUCGCGACGAAAAGACUGCAGGCGGAUCAGCGGCCCAGGGAUUUCUUCUUCGACAGGCAACGUAUCGACCCUCCCGCUACAAAAUGAAGUUCAGGGGAAAGGUAGCGUACCCGUCGUGGGAGUCAAGGCCGGCCGCGGGGACGGCACUGGUACAGGCCAAGUUCUUCUAAUGGGGGUGAUCAUUACCGGCAUCUACUUUUUCUUCCUGAUGUUCGGCUACUAUCAGGAGCAGAUCUACCAUCAGAUCGACCCUACAACGAACAAGCGGUUUUCCUACUCGUUCUUUCUCGUCUUUGUCAUUUGUGCUUCAAACACUCUCUUUAGCCUGGGACUGCUCUUGCUCCAUAACAGAGGAAACGCAAAGAAGGCUUUCCACACCGUGGACAGUUUCAUCCUCAGAGAGGUUUUCUUUGUUUCUCUUUCAUACUGCGGAGCGAUGCUCUCGACGAACUACGCCCUCACACACGUCAACUACCCAACGCAAGUCCUUGUGAAAUCGGCGAAGAUGGUUCCUAUCGUCCUCGGAGGAUUCCUGAUUUUCCGCAAGACGUAUCCGUGGUACGACUACCUCUCUGUGGCGGUCGUGACCGUUUCGCUGGUUCUGUUCAACUUUGCGAAGGCCGGAGGCAGCAGCAAGCACACAGAGAGCACUGCGUUCGGCAUCUUUUUCCUGUGUGUCUCUCUGUUCUGCGAUGGCCUCACAGGGCCGCGGCAAGAUCGGCUCAUGUCCCGUUAUACCAAUCUCGGGCCCGUCCUGAUGAUGUUUCUGACUAACGCGUACUCGACGGUGUGGACGGGCGUGGCGUCUUUGCUGAUUGAAGGCGACAUGCCUUACGUUUUCUUGAGGCACGACCCAGACGCCCUCGGCAGGUUCGCUGCGUUUGCCGUCAGCGGGUCGCUUGGGCAGCUGUUCAUUUACCAGUCGCUGCGCGCCUUCGGCAGCCUCUACACGAGCUUGUUCACCACGCUGCGCAAAGCCACCAGCACAGUCAUGAGCGUUUACAUAUUUGGUCACCGCCUCACUCUUAUUCAAUGGGGCAGCAUGGCCUCCAUCUUCCUCACGCUGAUGGUUCAGAGCUACUGCUCAAAGAAAUUCAAAAAACCUGGCAAGGCCCAUCACCAGAGCCACCACCGCCGCCGCGGUGAUGAGCACGGGACUGCGGGAGAGGGCGCCAGUCAAACCGUGAAGAAAACAAGCUAA
Molecule: messenger RNA, 1251 nt
Organism: Besnoitia besnoiti
Lineage: Eukaryota; Apicomplexa; Conoidasida; Eucoccidiorida; Sarcocystidae
Product: UDP-galactose transporter family protein
Exons: 2
Coding region: 1-1251 (416 amino acids)
Biological process (GO): UDP-galactose transmembrane transport
Cellular component (GO): endoplasmic reticulum membrane; Golgi membrane
Molecular function (GO): UDP-galactose transmembrane transporter activity; UDP-glucose transmembrane transporter activity
Source: RefSeq, a predicted model, not a curated record